Molecule: messenger RNA, 498 nt
Organism: Acanthosepion pharaonis
Lineage: Eukaryota; Metazoa; Mollusca; Cephalopoda; Sepiida; Sepiidae
Source: the annotation of a GenBank genome assembly
AUGUCAUCCUUUCUUUUUUUCAUUGGGUCUUUUUUAUGCACACACUCGGCUUCUUUCUUUCUUUCUUUCUUUCUUUUUUUCUUUCUUUCUUUCUCUCGCAUAAUUUAUUUUCUGCCUUCUUUUUUCACUCUGACAUUAUCUUUUCUCACUCUCCCGGCCGGUUUUCUUUCUUUCUUUCUUUCUUUCUUUCUUUCUUUCUUUCUUUCUUUCUUUCUUUAUAUAUUUAUUUAUUUGUUUAUUUGUCUAUUGCAUAACCAAUUUCUUUCUUUUUUUCUUUCUUUUUUUCAGCUAACCACAUUUUUCCUUUCUUUCUUUCUUUCUUUCUUUCUUUCUUUCUUUAUUUAUUUAUUUCCUUCUUUCUUUCUUUUUCUCAUGUCAACUAACAAUAUUAUUUCUUCCUUUCUUUCCUACUUCCUACCUUUCUUUAUUUCAUUUCCUUUCUUUCUUUUUACUUCCUUUCUUUCUUUUUUCUUCCAUUACGUAAGCACAUUUUUUUAA